AGAGCUUUCAGGGGGAAUGAAAACUCGCAUUUGGGAGAAAUUUAAGGAAUAAAACUCAGACUGGAGCAUUUAGUAGGAACAUUCCUACAAGGAGGGGGAGGGAGGUGUUUUGGUACCGGGGUGUUUUCCCCAAAUAGCCGAGCGGGGGUUAGAAAUCCCUCGUUUCUCGUGCACCUCAGUGGCAGCAGUCUGUGAAAUUUCCAGUAUGCAUGAACUCAAGCUGGGGGCUGCUUUCUUCAAGCCGAGCGGGACUCACGCAAACUUCUGACUGAGCUUUAUGCUUUUUUCGCCAUCUUUUUUUUCUUUUUUUUCCCCUCAACGUCUGACGGUCAUUUAACAAUUUUCAGAACACGUUUUAUUCUCACUGCACUUGAGCCGUUUGAAUUUAACCCGAGGUGAGGGAGGGGGAACGACUGCCCCUUGCACAACAUUACUUUUAUAAGAUGUGAAGUACAUGCACAGCGUCCUGCUGUCGAGCUUCCUCAGUCCCGCUGAGCACGUGAGACCACUUUACCUUGGAGUCUACAACCUGAAUCACUAUGGACAUGAUGAACUUGAAGAUUCAGUGCAUUCUAGUGUUCAUCUCUUUCUAUGUGCAAGAGGGAUUAUCAAAGGAUUAUGAAGCAAACCUUGGAGCAGAUUAUCUUUUACAGAGAGUAAGACGUCAAAGUAAACCAACAAAAGCAGUGCUGAAGGUGACAGACUACCAUGUGAAGUGUUCAGUGGUGUCCCGCUACGCUAUUACCACAGUCCAGAGUUCAAUAUGGAACCAGCUCCCCAUCACCAAGGAGGCUGCUUUCGAGGUGGACCUUCCUUCUUCUGCUUUCAUCUCCAACUUCACCAUCACCUCCAAUGGCAAGGUGUAUGUGGCCCAGGUGAAGGAAAGAGCGGCUGCCAGGAAAAUGUACGACGCUGCUAAGAAGCAAGGAAAAACAGCUGGACUUGUUGCUACAAAAGAGAGGGAGAUUGAAAAGUUCCGCGUGGCAGUCAGCGUGCCGUCAGGAGGUCGGAUGUCCUUCUCCCUGACCUACGAGGAGCUGUUGCCUCGUCGACUCGGCCGCUAUGAGCUCAGUUUGGGUUUGAGGCCAGGACAGCCUGUGCAGAACCUCACGCUAGACGUCAGUGUAACGGAGAGGACGGGCAUCAGUUUCAUCAAAGCCUUUCCUCUCAAGACGAGCCGGCUGCUCUCCAACACUGCUCGAGGUGACGCUGAUGCACCUGUCUCCACUCAUGUGGAACAUAACGCCGGCUGUGCUCGAGUUCGCUACAGUCCCUCUCUACAGCAACAGAACAACGUCUCCUCCAAAGGUCUCAACGCAGACUUCAUCAUCCAUUAUGAUGUGGACCUCAGAGAUGUCAUGGGUGAAGUCCAGGUAUAUGAUGGCUACUUUGUGCAUUACUUCGCACCCAGAGGGCUUCCUGUGGUUCCUAAGGACGUUAUAUUCGUCAUCGAUGUCAGUGGCUCAAUGAUAGGCACUAAGAUAAAACAGACCAAGCAGGCCAUGGGCACUAUUCUCGGGGACCUUAGAGAGGCAGACCACUUCAACAUCAUCACCUUCUCAGACAAGGUUCACACCUGGAAGAAAGGACGAACGGUCCGGGCGACUCGGCAGAAUGUACAAGAUGCCAAAGACUUUGUAAAGAGGAUUAUUGCAGAGGGAUGGACCAAUAUCAAUGCAGCUCUGCUGGCGGCUGCCCAGCUGGUCAACCCUCCAUCCUCCGCCUCGACCAAACCGCUCUCAUCCCGUCGUGUCCCUCUGGUAAUUUUCCUUACUGAUGGGGAGGCGACCAUCGGAGUAACAGCUGGUGACACCAUCCUUAGCAACGCCAAGAAGGCUUUGGGCUCCUCCUCUCUGUUUGGCCUUGCCUUUGGAGACGAUGCAGACUUCCUCCUCCUGAAACGCCUGGCUCUGGAUAACCGUGGCGUGGCGAGGAUGGUGUAUGAGGAUGCAGAUGCAGCCUUGCAGCUGAAGGGCUUCUUUGAUGAAGUAGCUAGCCCGUUGCUAUCAGACAUCCAGCUGUCGUACCUGGACGAUCAGGCGUUUGACAUCACCCACGCCCUGUUCCCGAAUUACUUCCAAGGCUCGGAGUUGGUGGUGGCUGGGAGGGUCAAACCAGGAGUCAACGACUUCAAGGUGUCAAUGUCCGCCACGGAUUUAAAGCAGCGGGUCAAGUUAGACAACGAUGUGUUGAUUACCCAUGCUCAUGGGAAUGGGAGUGCAGAAUCACUGGAGUGUUCGGGAGGUUUAGAAGGAAUAUCCAGUUUUGUGCGUCGUCUUUGGGCGUAUUUCACCAUCAAAGAGUUGUUAUUGGCCAAACUGAAUGCUACUGACCCUGCAACUCAAAGGUUACUGACAGACAAGGCCACCAACCUGUCCCUCAAGUAUAACUUUGUAACACCAGUCACUUCUUUAGUUGUAGUUAAGCCCGACGCAGAUGAAUCAGCUCAAAUUCCAACCACCGUAAAGCCCACCAUCGCUGCCACUAUCGCCACGACGGCAAUGACCACUGCCGCCGCCAAAACAUCAGCUGCUGGUCCUGCAAAGAAGGCCAGCUCAACUUCUAUGCCCAGGUCUGAAAAAAACAAGCCAGACCCUCCCCAGCCACCUCCAAAGCAAACUAAAAAAGUAUCAUCACCAACUUCGACAGCAAAAACGGCACUAUCCAAGAAAACCUCAACAACUACCAGUCCCAGCUCCGUCAAAACCGCCCCAGCUCCAUUCUCGGGUAAAAAGCCCACUCCUUUCCACAAUGAAUCCAAAACGGCCUCCACUCCUCCUCCUGUUGGGAAGAUACCCACCUCUCUGCUGAAUGCCUUAAAAACAGCGCCACCCCCUGCACCUGGAAAAGUAUCCACCAAAGCCUUGAAAACAACCACGCCCUCCACAACCACCACAAUGUCAACGUUGACCACCAGCGCCACACCUGCGCUCAGCUCGGUGAGAACAGACCCUGCUCCCCUGCCCAGGAAACCCCUCCCCCCUCAGCCCAGUACAGCGAGGACCGCUCUGCCUCCGGUCAAAGUGACUGCGCCCUCCGCAGAGGCAGAGAACACCACCACAUCUGCUCCAGAUGUGCCUGAAAUCACCACCGCUCUGCCCAAGCUCACCUCUCCCACCCCGGCACCAGCUCCAGCUGUGGAUGACAACAACACGGAACUGAGCAUCGCAACCUUUGUGUCGGCCACCUUUGCUCCGAUGCCCGGUGUGACCGACGGGCCACGCCUGUGGGAAGCAGCAGGGCUUCUGGAUGUCUCUACUUUCAUUCAAAGAAAAGAUAUUGACCUUGUAAAAGACUAUGAUGCAACCUAUGACUAUGACUACGAUCUCAACUAUGAUGCCUGGGAUGAUCCAGCAGACUCCGAAUCAUUUGAUAGUGCUCCCUCCAGAUUGAGCACCGUCCGGGUCUUCUCCUCAUCAGUUGAUGGAGAUCCUCAUUUUGUGGUCCAGCUGCCAAAACUGCAUCAGAACCUGUGUUUCACAGUCGACGGCAGAGCCAAUGACGUUCUCAGGCUGUUGGAGGAACCAGAGAGAGGCAUCAUUGUUGACGGCCACCUAAUGGGAGCUCCCUCCAAGCACAGUGUAGACGACCGCCCCCGAACUUACUUCGACCGGCUCACCAUUUCCUCAGUUACAGGCGGCUCUGGUGACAUCAUGAUCACCCUCUCACUGGAGGCCGUAGUGGUGGAAGGGGAAGGACGGGAUGUUCUCCCCAUCAAUCGGCAAGGGUCCGUGGCGAGGCAGGGCGUGACGGUCACUGUGGACAAUCAUCGGAGCUGCUGGAUUGAGCUGAACAAGGGUGUGCGGUUCCUGGUUAUGUUCCAUCGUUACGAACACCCGAGCUACCUCCAGAUGGCUCACCUGGGUUUCUACAUCACAGAUGGACGGGGCUUGUCUGCCUCAACCCAAGGCCUGCUGGGCCAGUUUCAGCACGCUGACAUGAGCAUCAAGGCGGUGAAAGAUCAUCUGGGUGGAGGUGCGAUGCACAAUGAAGCUAUUCCAGCCGCGGGGAUCCUGAGGUGGGGAUCAGAGAAAAUGCGGGUCACCUUGCAGGACAAGACGCUGAAAGACACGGUGCGGAAACGCCACACGGGCAAGUGUUGGGUGGUGCCCAAGGCCGAGGUAGAGAGACUACUGGGUCAUCCAUAUGAGAGCUACGUGGUGGAUCAUGUGUAAUUCUAGCUGAGUCGGCUCCGCCUUGCUGCCUCUCAGCUGCACAGCUAAGGUCACAGCGGUUAUAAUAGUACGGUUAUUGGACAAAGGAUGAGCAAGAAUUGGGACGAUGUGAGGCUAAAAUGAAUAUUGGCCACACAUUGUGUAAUAUUCUGUAGGGAGCAGUGGAACAUAGGCGUGGUUACAAUAGAGGAAAAGAGGGGGUGACAUGUUAUAAGAGUAAUGAGGGCUUACGGCUCUGCAAAUAUAAUUGAGGUCUGUACGAUGCGGUUGUCCUCCAUCAGUGAAUUUGAUUUGGAUUCAAGCUCUGUGUUCUGUAGCUUUUGACAGAGACGCCGCACUCUCAUGUUCGCAUGGCAACCACAAAAUGUCCAUCUAUGCUGCAGCAGUUUGUGCUCGCUCCAAAAUGUCUCGCACGCUAAUAACUCCAUGUACACGACUUCAAAGAUGUUUAUUAGAUUAUUCUUAUAUUUCGUCUUGGAAUGAUUAUCUUGCGAAGCCUUGUAAUUAUUAAAACUGUAUCAUUCCUAAUUGUAUUUUUCGAGUACAAGUGUAUAUAAAAUAUAAUUUUAUGUAUGUGUAGUUACUCCUCCCACAAAACUCACCGGGAUAUUGUGAUUGCAUAGAGGGUACACAAAACAAAAUCAGGCUCUUUCCAGGUUUGCCAUGUGCUUUUUAUUUUUUCGAUCAUUUCAUUCAGUUUAAUUCAUGUUAUUUGUUACACAAGACAUUAGGCAUUGCUCACAAACUAGUGAUCAAACAAGGACAGUCAGUUUUCUACUACUCAGCCUGAACUAUUUCUUUUGUCAAUUUCAAGGGAUAUUGUCAAUAGUGGUUUCCAAAAAUGCCAAACUGGAUGGAAAUUAAAACAGUACAACCACA
Molecule: messenger RNA, 5054 nt
Organism: Pseudoliparis swirei
Lineage: Eukaryota; Metazoa; Chordata; Actinopteri; Perciformes; Liparidae
Gene: itih6
Product: inter-alpha-trypsin inhibitor heavy chain family member 6
Exons: 17
Coding region: 540-4175 (1211 amino acids)
Biological process (GO): hyaluronan metabolic process
Molecular function (GO): serine-type endopeptidase inhibitor activity
Source: RefSeq, a predicted model, not a curated record